This is a messenger RNA of Penicillium canescens, 1656 nucleotides long. RefSeq lists its product as uncharacterized. The transcript is spliced from 5 exons. Lineage: Eukaryota; Fungi; Ascomycota; Eurotiomycetes; Eurotiales; Aspergillaceae. The coding region runs from base 1 to 1656 and encodes 551 amino acids. The record is from RefSeq and is a predicted model, not a curated record.
AUGAUUUCGGAGAUCACUCUGCUAGGUCAAUUCAGAGGGAAGACUUCAGAUGGCGUGACGCAGUUCCUCGGCGUCAAGUAUGCCUCAAUUCGAAACCGAUUUGCCGACGCUGAGAUGAUCGGAUAUGGCGAAGGUGAUGCUAUCCUGGAUGCAACUGAAUAUGGGUACGACGGUUCCAUCUAUUGGGCAUUCCCUGACGUAUACAUUAUGAAGCUAACUUCGAAGCCAUCGUCAGACCAGUCGCUCCUUCUUUGCCUUUCGGGUGGAUUUGCUGAGUCUGAUCUGGAUUGUCUCAAUUUGAAUAUCACACUCCCUGCUGCGACAAGUCCUGCAUCCAAGCUUCCUGUCUUUUUGUUUAUUCACGGAGGUGGACUUGUUACCGGAGCGAGCUCCUUUCCCCAGUAUGACAUGGCAAGAUUCGUCAAAAUGUCUGUCCAGAAGGGGUUCCCAAUCAUAGCUGUUUCCAUCAAUUAUCGAUUAGGAAUCUCUGGAUUUCUUACCUCGUCCGAGCUGAGAGAGGCUGGAUUUAAGCCUAAUAAUGGCCUUCGGGAUCAACGAGUGGCAAUUAUGUGGAUACAAAAGCAUAUCGGUACAUUUGGAGGAGACGACCAGAAUGUUACACUAGCAGGGAUGAGCGCAGGCGCAGCUGCGGUAACACUCCAUUUACAGUGCAGCAAGCAGCUCUUCACAAGAGCAAUAGCAAUGAGUGGCAGUUAUCUUAUGACACAGCCCUUACCCUAUCAUGCCCAUGAAGAGAGCUAUAAGCAGGCCAUAGACGCAUUAGGUUUGGCAAAUGUGACGCCGGAAGAAAGAGUCACUGUACUAGUGAACUGUCCUACGCACGAAUUGUAUUCGAAAAUUCUGCCGAGGGUGCCAGUGGGUUUCGCAGUUGAUGGAGACUUGGUCCCUUCAGAAGUCGCAUUCCCAAAAACACGCAGCGACAUGGAAAACGGUCCACCCAGCAGGGGCAACAAUUGCAAGGACAUGAUGAUUGGUUGUGCUCAAAUGGACGCAAGCAUAUGCUCCUUGUUAACUCCUCACUGGAAAAAGGAUGCGGCGCAAAAUAUGAAUGCCGCGAUGAGAGACGUUCUUAAAGCUCAUCCAAUUGAAGCACAGGAGAUCUUUGAGAGAUACGGCCUGGAAAAGACGAUGUCAGAUGAAGUAGCAUUCCCCGCGGUGCUUAACUUCGUCAACGAUGUGGUGGCGUUAGCACCUGUGGUUGCUUUCGCGAGGACCUGGCAAGGGAACCUCUAUGCUUAUUACUUCAACGAAAGGAACCCCUGGGAAGGCCCCUGGGAAGGCCAAGCGUCUCACAUUCUUGAUCUUGCAUAUCUUUUCCAAAAUUAUAGGGAGUACUUAACUGAAGAGCAGCAAGCAGUGGCUGAAGCUUUUGCGGAGGACUUUCUCAAAUUUUGCCACGGGGUCAGCCCAUGGCCUGUUGUUGAUGAAACCGCCACAAAAGACACGUUUCCAGUGCGUGUGUUCGGUCCCAGUGAUGAAGGACUCACUGCCAAAGUAGAUGUACGUGCGUAUGGUGGCGAAACUAUGCGGAGAAGCACUGUCUUUGACUACGCGGACAAGAUAUCCUUGGACGAGAUGUUGAUGAUUGUGAGGGAAUUUGGUGUAAAAGCUUCUGAAACGCUCUUGGCGGCCUGA